AUGUCUGGAACAGAAAAAUGUUGUACACAAGCAGACAACAUCAUACGUGAAAAAAAAGAUGUUGACAUUUAUUCAAGAUCAUAUAACCCUGGGACACUUACAAAACAAAAAUUUGAAUUACUUGGAACCCAUGAAGCAGUUAAAGAAUCGCAUCGAUCAUAUUUUGUUAAUCAAAAACAUCAUAAAGAUUUAGCUACAGCACAUGUUACAAAAAUAAAUCGUGAAGCUAGUUGUUCAAUACCAAAACCACGUAUCGAAAGAAUACAAGGUGAUGCAUCAAAAAAAUAUGUUCCACAUUGUACAAUAUUACAUCGAUGUAGCGAUGAUACCGGUUGCUGUUCAUCUGAUUUAAAAACUUGUGUUGCAAAGAAAACACAAGAAGUGGAUUUAUUCUUUUAUGUGAAAUCCAUUAAUUCAAAACAAGGUACAAUAGAACGUCUCACAUUCCAAAAUCAUACAGAAUGUCAUUGUGUUCGUAAAACAAGAGAAAAAUCAUCAUUACAAAAUUUAUUAUUAGAACCGGCAUUAUUAAGGCGUGCAACAGUUUUGGAUUGUAACUGUCCAAAAUUAUUUGAAAAAGUUUUACAAGAUGAUGGUUAUUGUAGAUGUGAUUGUUCAUCUGGUAACAGUGAUUGUGAUUGGUUAAAACGUGGUAUGGAACAUUUUUCAAUGGUGGAUAGAAAAUGCAUUUUGGAAGGACGAUGUAAGCCACCAACAUGUGAAUUUGGUAGUUAUGAUAAAAAACAUGGAAGAUGUCCUAGAAAAGAUGACAAAUUAUUUUCCCGUAGCUUUGAUUAGAAUUAUUUACAAAUUUUUAGUUGAAAUGAUAAAAUUUAUGAUAUUUUUAAAAUUUCUUUAAAAAAUUUAAUUUUUUUUUAUAAUUUUAUUUUUAUAUUUUUUUUAAUAAUUUUUUAACUUUUUGAAAUGGAAAAAUAAUAAUUUUGUUGAAGAAAAUUGAUCAAAUUACAAAAAAAUUUAAAAAAGUCUCAAAAUAUGAAGAGAGAACUCCUGUAAGGAAUUGAUGAAAAUAUUUCUGCAUUGCCGCCUUAAUUAGGACCUUAAAAGACCAUUUUAGUCAUUUAAGGUCCUAAUUAGGGCAACCACUUUUAUUUGCUCUUUCUUAAGCUUCUUUACUCUUCUUAAUAUUGGAAACUUAUCUUUGUUUUUUUGAAGGGAAAUGAUUUUUCACCAUGUCUUAUUAGUGCAUUUACUUUCACACGCAGCCCUUGCAUUGUUUAAUUUUCGAUUCAAAAUUUUACGAUAAUUAACCCCCCAGGGGGCUAAUACUAAAACUAUAACCUAAUAAGCUUUCUAAACUAAAUUAAUAAAAAAAUUCAAUAAUAUUCUUUCCAAUUUCUUUUAUCUUUCAAUGGUUUUCAACAAUGAAAUAUUUUGGAUUACAAAGGAAAACUAUAAAAAAACAAGAAAUUGACUUUACAAUUACAUUUUAAUAAACAUAAAAAGAAAAUCUAAGAAAAUUAAAUUUUCUGAAAAAAAAUUAAAAAAAAAAAUGAGAUUCUCCUUCUCUUGCUCUCAAUUAAAUUCAAUCGAUAAAAUUUUCCAAAGACAGAAUAAUUUUUAUGAAAUCAUUAAAGAAAAAUCCUCUAAAAAAGCAACAAAUUUAAAAUUCACCUUGAAACUAUCAAAAGAAAAACAUUAAAAGAGAGAAAAAUAAUUUCCUACAUUUGCAAUUUUUUUCAUUUUUUAAAAAAAUUUCUUCCUUUCGGCGUUUCGGAUUAAAGAGAAAAAAUUCCAUUAAGAAGUCGACAAAAAAUUUCAAUAUAAAAGAAAAGCCGAAAUUCCAAUUUUAUGGUAGGUAAUAAAAUUACAAAAAUAAAAUUUUUUUUAUGUCAUUCGGACUUUAAGCGAAAAAUACAAAAAAUUUUUAAGAAUAAACAAAAAAAAAUUUUAUUUUGUCAUCAUCUAUUCUCUACCCAGUCGUCGUCAAGCUCACCAUGUCAUCGUAAUUAUGAGAACGUUUCAGCGCAAAAUUUUAUGUAUUUUUUUUCUUCUUUUUUAAUUUUCUUAUUAUUUUAUUGCUUUUAACUUCAAUUAGCAAAUAUAAAGUCUACUAAAAUCAAAACAUACCUAUACCAUAAAGAAAAGAUAAAACACAAAGUCUGAUGUAAUCAGACCAUAAUCCAUCGGCUUGUUUCUCUGGAAUAAUAUUCCGAAAUUUUAAUCAAUCUUUUUUUUGCUGAGUGCUGCCCGAAAGUGUGAAAAUCCUUUAUCAAUCCAUUUAUAUAUAUUUUAAAUUUCAAGAGACUAGUAAGCUUUAAAAUCUGAGAAUUCCGUAUAUCUGACACCUUACAUUAUGUUCCAUUGAUUCAGUCGAAAUCAGGAUUAAGGAGGUAUAAUAGACUAACUAGCUGAUCAAUAUGUUGUUGAAAAUAAUUUUAUUCACUUUUCUCUAACUUUCGCCAAUACAUUUUCAAUUCAAAAUUCGGCAUGUUGUGAAAUAUGCUACAAUCACAACAUAAUACCUGUCGUAUUGCUAUGAUAAACCAGGGUUUACGGUGUGAAAUAUUACGAAAACUGGAAAAACAACACAGGAACAAAAAAAAAAUAAUAAAAUUAUGGAAAAAAACGAAAAGCUUGUAGUUAUACGUUGAUGAUGGUGCGAAUAAGGAUAGGCUGGUGCAAUACUGUAUGUAUACAAAUAUAUUAUGACAAAAGAAUAGAGAAUAAAAUGAAGAAAAAAAUUUUGUUUUUGAAAAAUACUAAAAUUUCUAAAUUUUAUUUCCUAGUUCUUUUAUCACUUUAUAUGUGCACCAAGGUAUCGUAUAGAAUUUUAUGAGAACCAGGAAAUCCUUUUAUAUCUCUGUUGAAUGGACGUGAUCUCCCAUUUUGAAUGGGAAAUAUGUAUGAGUAUUCCAUGCUCUAGUAAGCUACCAUAUUUAUUUUUUUCUCUCUUUUUCUCUUUCUGUUUCAUUUUGUUUUUUUAUUUUUUUUUGUCACCGUUCUAUUUUUAUUCAUCGUAGUAUUCUUUAGCUUUAUAAUAUUUUGGUAAUACUCUUAGUCAUCAUGUGAGGUUAUGAUAUUUUUACUGUAAAUGCAAUAAUGGGAAAAGUCAAAAUAGUAUUAAAAUGUAAUUUUAUAAAGAGGUGUUAUGUACUAGGAUUUGGAAGUAAAUGAAUUUUUCGUUUUAAAAAUUGAAUUACUAGUCGUUAAGAAACUCCGUUAUUUUAUUUACUACACCAUUAUGGAUUUUUACAGUAACAACUUUCCGUACUCUAAAAUUCACCAUAAAAUUUGGAACGUUUCAUACAGUGUCAAAAGUUCCAAUGUAGAAUCCUUCAUUCAAUACGAAUUGUCCUUAUUAUGUUACAACAAUUUGUUCAAAUAUAAAACAUAUUGUUUGAUGAAAAAUUUGAUGUAAGUCUAUGUAAGAAUGGUCCUUGUUUGACCUCAGACCAAACAACAUUGAUGCCAGUAAAUUCGAGUGGGGACAUUGUAGCCUCAUUAUAUCUUAACAAAUUAUACACUUUUCCAUCUGUCUUAUUCUAGCCUGAAAACGAAUCCUUUAAAAAUUUCACAUAAACAUUCAAAGACUUUCAGAUUAAUGAUCAAAUAAAAUCAAUUUGAAAAUAAUAAAUAAAUUUUCUGUACAUUCUCCAUUUCAAAUUAACAAAAAAAUACGAGUAUUCCAACAAGUUUCUACAAAAGUAAAUUUUAUUCAUAAAUAAAAGUACAAUUUAAAAAGUAAAUACUUUUAUUUCCUUUUUGAUGUCAGAGCUGUACACGUUUCUUUCUACCUUUUAAUUUAUUGUAUUCCCUUGUGUUUCAAGUUGCAAUACGAGUAAUAUUCAACAUAUUACCGAUGGAUUUUUGUCCAAUAUUGCUUUAACAUCAUUUUUCAGUACAACUUUUAUUUUUUCGAUUAUUCUUUUCAACUUUUAUAUUAUUACUUUUUCCGUUUCAUAUCAAUGAAAAGUUUUAAUGUAUAAUGUUUGAUCUUUAAAAUUGAAUUUUUGAAAUCGUUAGUCAUGCCGCUCGAAGGAUAUUUUUGAACGUUUUGACAAUGGAAUGCCGAAAAUUCUAUUAAAGAUUUUUAUUCUUGCAUUUAAUACUGGUAAACUAUUAUAAAUUAAAAUCUGUUUUUGCUUUGAGAGUGCUCACAACUCACAUUGAUUUUACGUAGACACAUACUGAAACGACAUCUACAUGCUACAAAAACAAGCCGCAUUAUGUUUAUAUAAUAAUGGCCGUCAAAUCUGUUAAAGUUGCCACCAUGUUGACAAAGAGAGUACCUUCCAAAAUCUUCUCAUAAUUUGUGAAUAACUGAAUAGGUGCUGAGUACCCUAUAAUUGCUAUAAUUUUUUUUCUACUUUGUGACUUUUCGAAAAUAAAUAAAAAAGAAAACAAAACAAAUCUAAUUUUUACUUCUCGUUGUCGUUGUUUACUGUUGUGCAACGUACAUUUGAAAAAACAAGAAAAAAAAAAUAAGGUGCUUUUCACCAUCAUCAGCUUGAUUACAAUUCGCGUAUAUUAAAUUUUAUAACGUAAAAAAUGUAAACAAAAAAAAAAAAUGAAUUCAAAUAUUGAAAAUGCUUUUUGGACUAACAGUUACGUGUGCACAAAAAUAAGUAAAUAUUUCUGUACGUGUGUAUGUGUUUAUGGCCCUACACAUAGGUGCACAUAAAAUCAUUGUCCUUGAUGCUGCUUUAAAAGAAAAAUAUUUUCCUUUUUCUCACUUUGUUUUUCAAUGAUUUUUCCAUAUAAAAAGAAAAAAUUAUAAUAAAAAAGAUAAGAAAAUAAAAGAAAUUUAAAUGAUAAAAUAAAAAAAAAAAUGUUCUUCUUAUAAAGGAGAACUUUUAGCACCUACUAUACACCAUCCUAAUGGCAGUAUACAAAAUCAGUCAACAAAUAUAAGAUUAAAGUUUUUGUUUGAUUUCAUUUAAUACAAGUUGUCCCAAAGGUAAUUUUGUAUUAAAGAGAGUGUAAAAUUUUUGAUUCUUAACUCAAAAGGGUAAGGGUAAAUUUCCUUAUUCGUUUAAACAAAAAUAAAAUUUGGUUCAUGGUCAUAUUAUAAAAUGUGAAUUUGUAAAUGAAUUAAGUGCAUUUUGAGAUCAUGUAAAAUUUCUAUAAAAUCAAAUCCAUUUAUGGUGUAUGAGGUUAAAUGUUUGAUAACUUGUAAAGGGAAAAUUAUUCGAAAACCGGGGUUUUUUACUUCUAUACCCUAAGCAAUAUGAACUUGACAAAUAAGUAAUUUUUAAAACUUGAAUACGGAAAUGUAAUUUGACUUGAAAACUGAAAAUGUGGUAAAUAUCAUCAAACAUUUUGGCGUACGAACUAUUUUCAUCCAUAAUUCAAUUAAAAUUUAAUGGAACUAUUAAAUUUAAUUCAAUAACUUCUCAGUAUAAAUUUUUUUUUUUUUCCUUCUUCACUCCUAGGAGGAUUAUAGGGCUAGUGCAUGAUAUCUAUCAUGCCCUAGUUUCUAUAGUCAUAGAGAGUUAGCUAGGUAUGUGACUAGCCUACCGUAGUUUUUUUUAUUUAUAUUAAAUAUUUCAGUUUAUCAAUAUUUACUGUUUAUUUUUCUUAGUCUUUAGUAUCGAAUAUUAUGAAUAUUUGAAAAUUACUUCUAUAAUAUUUAUUAGUAUUGCAUAUUCAGUUAUAUAAUAUUGAAUAUAAUUUUUAUAGCGACCUGACCGCGGUUUGAACCCGAGACCCUUCGGUUAAAGGGCCGGUGCCAUAACCACUGCACCAAUAGUCAGAUCUCAGUAUAAAUAUCUAUCCAAAAUUUACAAUAUUGUCAAAAUCAUGACAGCUAUCAAUUUUCGAAUUUGUUGUCAAAAAUUAUGACAGAUGUCAAAUACUCACAAUUUAUUUAUUAUUGAAUUUGACCACUUAUACACUUUGUUUCAGUCAAUAAUAUUAAAAUAUAAAAUUAAGAAAAUAUUUCAAAAGUGUUUCAAGAAACAAAAGAAAAAAAUAAUUUUUUUCAAUGUUGUUAGUCCGCACCCAAAACUUUACACACUACUUAUAAGUAAACACAUUGAAUUUUGCUAAGGAAUGAAAACUGUUAUACCUGCUGUAGAACUAUAUUAGCGUUACAGAACUAAAAUGUUGUUUUAAUAAAACUUAAAUGGCAUGCAGAAAAUAGAAACAAUUUUACAGGAUAAUGAAUGGCUCUUCACGCCCAAUACCUAGGUAUUAUUUUCGUUUUAUCCUUAUUUUCAAUUCUAUUUUGAGAAAAAAUAAUAAAAAAGCACACAAACUACUUAUAAAAGAAAUAAAAUUUUAAAUUUAAA
Molecule: messenger RNA, 6251 nt
Organism: Condylostylus longicornis
Lineage: Eukaryota; Metazoa; Arthropoda; Insecta; Diptera; Dolichopodidae
Exons: 5
Coding region: 1-798 (265 amino acids)
Biological process (GO): hemocyte migration
Cellular component (GO): membrane
Molecular function (GO): growth factor activity
Source: RefSeq, a predicted model, not a curated record